Molecule: messenger RNA, 1191 nt
Organism: Coffea arabica (coffee)
Lineage: Eukaryota; Viridiplantae; Streptophyta; Magnoliopsida; Gentianales; Rubiaceae
Product: flavonol synthase/flavanone 3-hydroxylase-like
Source: RefSeq, a predicted model, not a curated record
CAUCAAAAGUUUUUCUGUUGGAGAGUGAGGGAGGAAAAAAAAAAAAGAAAUGGAGCUGGAAAGAGUGCAACAAAUUGCUUCGCUAUCCAAAUGCAUGGAUACUAUUCCAACAGAUUACAUCAGAUCAGAAAAUGAGCAACCUGCAGUAACAACCUUCCAUGGGGUGGUUCUUGAGGUUCCGGUGAUUGAUCUGAGCGAUCCUGAUGAAGGCAAAAUUGUGGGGUUGAUUUCUGAGGCUAGCAGAGAAUGGGGGAUCUUCCAAGUUGUCAACCAUGGCAUCCCAGAUGAGGUUGUGAGGAAACUGCAGCAAGUUGGGAAGGAAUUCUUUGAGCUUCCACUAGAGGAAAAAGAACUGGUUGCUAAGAUUCCAGGGUCUCAGAAUAUUGAGGGUUACGGAACAAGGUUGCAGAAAGAAGUUGAGGGCAAGAAAGGAUGGGUUGAUCACUUGUUCCAUAUAAUAUGGCCUCCUUCUGCCAUUAACUAUAGGUUUUGGCCUAAAAAUCCACCCUCUUACAGAGAGACAAGUGAAGAUUAUGCUAAGAGGCUUAGAGGAGUGGCUGACAAGAUGUUUGAGUACCUGUCAAAGGGGCUUGGGUUAGAACCAAGUGAGAUGAAGGAUGGUAUGGGGGGGGAAGACCUCAUUUACAUGAUGAAAAUAAAUUACUAUCCACCAUGCCCUCGCCCUGAUUUGGCCCUUGGUGUAGUGGCACAUACAGAUAUGUCAGGCCUCACCAUUCUUGUCCCCAAUGAGGUCCCAGGGCUUCAAGUGUUUAAGGAUGAUUAUUGGUAUGAUGUCAAGUACAUCCCAAAUGCCCUUAUUGUCCACAUUGGUGACCAAAUUCAGAUUUUAAGCAAUGGAAAGUACAAGAGCGUGUUCCACAGAACAACCGUGAACAAGGAGAUGACAAGAAUGUCAUGGCCAGUGUUCCUGGAGCCACCCCCAGAGCAAGAAAUUGGGCCAAUUCCAAAGCUUGUGAAUGAGGAAAAUCCGCCAAAAUUUAAGACCAAGAAGUUCAAAGAUUAUGCCUAUUGCAAGCUUAAUAAGCUUCCUCAGUAAAGCAAAUAGGCAAGUAGAAUGAGCUUGGAUUAUGGAUAUUGUCUUUAGUUUUUUUUUUUUUUUUUGAGCUGGAUGUUGUCAGAUUAAUAAUAAGCAGUUUUAACUUCUAUGCAAUCUUUUAGUAAUUGUUUGAU